AUGUCUGACACCACCAGACCAGCGCGUCUAGCACAGCACCACCAAUCCAGAAUACCUGGUAUGGAGGAAUAUCGUCCACUACCGAUGUUUAAAUGCGAGCAGAUUGAAGGCUCAAGACUGUCCAAGGAAUGGAUCGAAUGGAAAAGAGCGCUUCAAUUCUAUUUUGACGCAGCAGGAAUAGUCGACCAGAAAACAAUGCGAGCGAAGAUGCUGCACUUCGGAGGGCCUCAGCUUCAAAAAGUGUUUGGAAGCUUAGAGGGAACUGAAGAAUUUUCAAUGGUACUUCUUGAUACACCAUGGUACGAUAAAGCCAUAGAGUGUUUGGACGGAUACUUCAAUCCAUACAGACAAGAUGUUCUCGAAAGACACAAGCUUCGGAAGUUGAAACAGUUGCAGAACGAACGUUUCGCUCACUUCAUACUACGAGUACGAGAACAAUUAAGCUAUUGUGGAUUUGACAAGCAUCCAGCAGAAAUUCGAAAGGUGCUCGAAGAGAUCAUGAUGAUAGAUGUAAUCGUAGAAGGAUGUGCUUCUUCGGAGUUACGUCGUAAGAUCUUGGCUAAGGAUUACACACUAACGGAAAUAGAAGCUUUAGGAGAGUCCAUUGAAAGCGUUCGGAUGCAGGAAAGAGAGUUAGCUGGUGCAAAACUGGAGCAAAGUGAAGUGGGAGUCAAUAAGAUUACCCUUGGUAAAAGGAAUUACAACCGUGGUGAAAUUCAACAAAUGUCAGCCGGUGAAAGGCCAGUGGUUGGUAAUUGUUACGCCUGUGGAAAACCAGGGCAUUAUGCCAAUGACGCUCAUUGUAAAGCGAAAGGAAAAGUGUGCCGUAAAUGCAAAAUUACUGGUCACUUUGAAAAGGUAUGCAGGAAGAAAUCUGCCGGUAAGGGACCUCGUACAUCGGCUUCCGUCAAACGGAUUCGAACGGUAGAAGACGUUUCAUCGCCGGGAAUAGCAACAGAAGAAAACAUGGUUGAUGUCGAGAAAAAAGUUUACUACACUUUUUACGGUGGAAACACGACAAACGUGCUUACUGUGAAAAUCGGUGGCGUUGAGCUGGACAUGCUAGUUGAUUCAGGCUCGGAUGCGAAUCUCAUUACUGGCAAAACAUGGGAGGUACUCAAGGCAAACGAAGUGGUCUUGAAGAAACAACAGAAAGGCAGUAACAAGAUACUCCGAGCGUAUGGGUCCCAGGCGCCAUUGGAGAUUUUAGGUUCGUUCGAAGCUAUUAUUGAAAUAGCGCAUCGCUCAGCGGUAGCAGAGUUCCUAGUGAUCAAGAAUGGACAACGGGACUUGCUGGGGGACAUUACAUCAAAGGCCCUGGGCAUACUUAAAAUAGGGAUAGACGUGAAUGCAGUCGUACAGAACGAAGUCAACCGGCCUUUCUCAAAGAUUAAGGGAGUUAAGGUACGAAUCCAGGUGAAUCCGAAGGCAGUACCUGUGUUCCAACCAGUUCGCAGAAUUCCUAUUCCGUUAGAAGAUGCAGUAAACAAGAAACUGGACGAACUUCUGGCAAGAGACAUAAUAGAGCCCAAGAAAGGAUCAACCACGUGGGUUUCUCCAUUGGUAGUUGCUACCAAAGCAAACCAGGACAUUCGUCUGUGUGUUGACUUGCGACGCGUGAAUCAAGCUGUGAUUCGUGAGCAUCACCCGAUGCCCAUCAUCGAGGACGUCAUCGCGAAGAUUGGAAGAGGGAAAGUAUGGAGCAUUUUAGAUAUCAAGGAUGCCUUCUUUUUGCUCGAACUUGAGGAGGACUCGCGUGACAUCGUCACAUUUAUUUCUCAUCGAGGCCUGUAUCGUUUCAAACGUAUGCCGUUUGGCUUGGUUAAUGCGCCAGAGAUAUUCCAACGAAACAUGGACGAAAUACUGGCGGAUUGCGAAGGAGCAUAUUGGUACCUCGACGAUGUAGGCGUCGUAGGUACCACCGUUGAGGAGCACGACGCACGUUUGGAAAAGAUACUCCAACGAUUUAAAGAAACAGGAGUAGUACUGAAUGUGAAGAAAUGCAAGAUACGAGUAACACAGUUUGAUUUUCUUGGUUACCGAAUAAGUAGUAAGGGCAUUCGACCGUCAACUGCUAAACAAGAAGCGAUUAUGUCAUUCCGUAAGCCAACUAAUGACAGCGAAGUUCGAAGUUUUCUUGGCUUAGCGAACUACAUGGCCAAAUUCGUACCAAAUUUAGCCACCAUUGACGAACCACUUCGGAAGCUGUUACAUAAAGAAACAAGAUUCGUGUGGGGUCGAGAGCAAGAAUUAGCAUUCCAUGAAAUAAAAGCAAGAAUAUCGAACGCGGGAUGUCUAGGUUUUUACAACAUUGCGGAUCAAACUAGUGUAGUUGCAGACGCAAGCCCAUAUGCUUUAGGAGGUGUGUUAAUUCAGACCAAUGCUGAUCAAGAAUCCAGAGUCAUUUGUUUUGCCUCCAAAUCAUUAACUGAUACUGAAAAACGGUAUUGCCAAACCGAGCGAGAGGCUUUGGCACUUGUUUGGGUAGUCGAACGUUUUCAAAUCUACUUGAUUGGCAGGGAGUUCGACCUCAUUACAGACUGCAAAGCUUUAACGUUUUUAUUUAAUCCUACAUCACGUCCGUGUGCUCGUAUCGAACGUUGGGUUCUACGGUUACAGGGUUUCCGGUACAGGGUAGUUUUCACUAAAGGAAAAGAUAAUAUAGCGGAUGCCCUGUCACGCCUCACGAGCGCGUCUCCUCAACCGUUUGACCCAGCUGAGGAAUUGACGGUUUGUGAAAUAGGUUCGGCUGCUGCAGCAAUGAUUGCUUUGCGAUGGAGCGAGAUAAAAUAUGCGAGUAAAGGGGACGAAGAGAUACAACAGAUAGUAAAGAUAUUGAACUCAGAAGAUACAGUUCAGCUACCUCUUCCAUUCAGAUUAAUUGCUACAGAGCUUUGUAUAGUUGAUGACGUACUAAUGCGAGGAGAUCGAAUAAUAAUUCCUCAGAAAUUACAACACCGAGUGUUGCAGCUAGGCCAUGAAGGGCAUCCUGGCGCUAGAAUCAUGAAAGAAUAUUUACGGGCAAGCGUGUGGUGGCCUAAGCUUGAUAAACACAUUGAGGAAUAUGUUCGAGAAUGUCGCGGCUGCACAUUAGUAUCAGCACCAAAUCCACCUGAGCCGAUGACGAGGAAAGAACUCCCAGCAGGACCAUGGGAGCAAAUUGCAAUAGAUUUUCUUGGACCCCUUCCUGAUGGAGAAAAUUUGUUAGUUUGUGUUGACUAUUACAGCCGAUAUUUAGAGGUGAUCAUUAUGGAUGAUAUAAGUACAACGUCGACGAUUGCUGAGCUUUUGACAGUCUUCUCACGUUAUGGUACUCCCGUAUCUAUUCGGGCAGAUAACGGACCGCAAUUUUCAUCAACGGAAUUUAAAGAUUUCUGUAUGGAAUACGGGAUCAAAUUAGUAAGCACUAUACCGUACUGGCCAGCGAUGAAUGGGGAGGUUGAAAGACAGAACCGUUCCAUAUUGAAGCGUAUUCGUAUUGCUCACAGUCUUGGAAAAGACUGGAAAACAGAACUUCGUCAAUAUAUCUUAAUGUACCAUUCGGCAAAGCAAUCAACUACCGGAAAAUCGCCAGCGGAGCUUAUGUUCAAUCGCAAGGUACGGACUAAGUUGCCGCGGGUACCAGUUGUGUUGGAUGAUACAGAAUUACGCGACCAUGAUUGUCUUCUUAAAGAAAAGGGGAAGGUAUAUUCAGAUACGAAAAGAAAAGCUGCUAUGAGUGAUAUUACGGUUGGCGAUACGGUUAUUGCGAAACGAACUAAAAAGAUUAACAAACUAGAUACAGUAUUCUCACCGGAAGAGUACACAGUUGUUGAUAAGAAAGGAAGUGAUGUCAUCAUACGCUCUACCGCAAACGGAAAGGACUUCAGGCGAAACGCGGCACAUCUUAAGAUGGUAUCCAGAACAGAAAAUGAUAACCAGUCAGCUCAAACCAUUCAGGAAAAAGAUAACAACAAGAAUGAUUUAGCGCAGCACUCAAGACCACCUCAGGAUGAGGAUUGUGGAGAAGGAUCAAACGAUGUAUCCGGUGACAAGGGCAGUGGAGCUGCUGAAUAUAUUUCUAAGAGACGAAAGACAGAGCCCUCCAGAUUGAAGGACUAUAUUACAUACUAA
Uranotaenia lowii is the source of this 4113-nucleotide messenger RNA. RefSeq lists its product as uncharacterized. Bases 1 to 4113 code for a protein of 1370 amino acids. NCBI's taxonomy places the organism in Eukaryota, Metazoa, Arthropoda, Insecta, Diptera, Culicidae. Gene Ontology annotation, biological process: proteolysis; DNA integration. The transcript has 3 exons. The record is from RefSeq and is a predicted model, not a curated record. Gene Ontology annotation, molecular function: zinc ion binding; aspartic-type endopeptidase activity; nucleic acid binding.